Morchella importuna is the source of this 2106-nucleotide messenger RNA. RefSeq lists its product as uncharacterized. NCBI's taxonomy places the organism in Eukaryota, Fungi, Ascomycota, Pezizomycetes, Pezizales, Morchellaceae. The record is from RefSeq and is a predicted model, not a curated record. The transcript has 4 exons. The coding region runs from base 1 to 2106 and encodes 701 amino acids.
AUGCCCACCGACACCGACAGUACCGACCCCCAAUCCCACGCCCACACAGCCUCCCUCACCUCCCCAUCCACCUUCUGGCACACCCACGCCCAGCAACUCCACUGGUCCACGCCCUACACCACGCCGCUGCACCACGACGCCGCCACCGCGGGCUGGACCUGGUUCCCCGGCGGCACAAUCUCGGCCACGUACAACCUCGUCACGCGGCACGUGCUUGCGGGCAAUGGCGCGCGCACGGCCAUCAUCUGGGACUCGCCCGUGACGGGGAUGAAGCGGCGCAUCACGUAUGGCGAGCUGCAGGAGGAGGUGGAGGUGCUGGCGGAGGUGCUGCGGCAGAGGGGCGUGGGGAGGGGGGAUCGGGUGUUGGUUUAUAUGCCCAUGAUCCCCGAAUGCCAGAUCGCCCUCCUGGCAAUAACGCACCUCGGCGCCGUCCACACCGUCGUCUUUGGCGGCUUCGCGCCCGCCGAGUGCAGCAAGCGCAUCGACUCGGCCGAGCCCAAGCUCGUCCUCACGGCCUCGUGCGGCAUCGAGGGCGGCGCGGGCGGGAAGAGAAGGGUCACUCCUUAUCUACCUUUGGUGAGAGAAGCAAUCGACAAGAGCGCGCACAAGCCGCAAGCCACGCUGCUGUGGCAGCGCGAGGAGAUGUACCAGGCGCUGGACAAGGGCCGCGGCGAGCUGGGGUGGAACAAGCUUGUGCGGUCUGAGCGGGUGCGGAGGGGGAUGACGGGCGUGGGGAGGGUGGAGGGUGAGCAGGGGGCGGUGAAGCGGGUCAAGAUCCCCGGCGGGGGCGGGUGUGUGGAGGUUGGAGAGGCGUUUCCGAGUGAGGACCCACAGUAUAUCAUCUAUACCAGUGGCACCACCGGCAAACCCAAGGGCGUGAUCCGCACCCUCGGCGGGCACCUCGUGGGUCUCUCCUACACCGCCAAAACACUCUUCAACCUCACGCCCUCCUCCACCAUCUUCUGCGCCUCCGACCUCGGCUGGGUCGUCGGCCACUCCUACAUCCACUACUCGCCGCUCCUCCUCGGCGCCACCACCAUCCUCUUCGAGGGCAAGCCCAUCGGCACCCCCGACGCAUCAACCUUCUGGCGCAUCGUCGAGGACUACAAAGUCGACGUCCUCUCCACUGCGCCCACCGCGCUGCGCGCAAUCCACCGCGAGGACCCCGAGCUUCGCGGCCUCGCAGCCCACGACACGUCCUCGCUGAAAGCCCUCUUCCUCGCCGGCGAGCGCAGCGAGGCCGGCAUCGUCGACCUGUUCCAGAGGCGCCUGUGGGGCGGGUACGACGGGUCCGGGACGAUCGUGGACAACUGGUGGAGCAGCGAGUCUGGCUCGCCCAUGACGGGUGUGUGUCUUGGGCUGUACCCGCGGCCCCCACGUAUCAAGCCUGGGUCCGCGGGGCGGCCGCUGCCCGGCUGGGACAUCCGCAUUGUCGACGACUCGGGCAAACGCAUCACUGAGGCAGGCAAGAUGGGGAACAUCGUUUUGGGCCUACCACUCGCGCCGACAGGAUUCCGGAGCCUGUGGGCAGACGAGGAGGGGGCGCUGUACACAAAGGCGUACAAGCAGCGGUUUGGCGCCGACCUGCUGGAUACCGGCGACGCGGGGUACAUCGACGCCGACGGAUUCGUCAACGUCAUGAGCCGCACGGACGACGUGAUCAAUGUCGCCGCGCACCGCUUCUCCACCGGCGCAAUGGAGGGCGUGGUGCUCGGGCACGCGGGCAUCGGCGAGGCCUACGUGGUCCCGUGUCCAGACAGCUUGAAGGGGCACGUGCCCUUCGGGUUCCUCGUUCUCGAGGCUGCGCUGCAGGACGUCGACGAGGGCGUUCUGCUGAAAGAGGUGAACGAGCUCGUGCGGCGCGAGAUUGGGCCUAUUGCGGUGCUGGGCGGGAUUGUGGUGUUGACGAAGGUGCCGCGGACAAGGAGCGGGAAGACGCUGCGGAGGGUGAUGCGGGAGGUGCUGGAGGGCGUGGUGGCGGGCGGGGAUGGGAGGGGCGUGGAGGUGCCGGCGACGAUUGAUGAUGUGACGAGUGUGGAGAGCGUCAGGGCCGCCGUGGUGCGGUGGUGGAAGGAGAGGGGCGGGGUGGUGAAGGCGAAGAUGUAG